This is a messenger RNA of Pleurotus ostreatus (oyster mushroom), 954 nucleotides long. RefSeq lists its product as uncharacterized. The transcript is spliced from 2 exons. The record is from RefSeq and is a predicted model, not a curated record. Bases 1 to 954 code for a protein of 317 amino acids. Lineage: Eukaryota; Fungi; Basidiomycota; Agaricomycetes; Agaricales; Pleurotaceae.
AUGGAGAAAUCGCGCUUGACGACUAUCGAGCGUAGAAGUGAGAUAGAGAGACGAGGGAAGAACUACAUGACUAUAUACUAUAGCGUACAAAGGGAAGAGACAGGAGAUAGGGGAGAGAUAGGGAGAUCACGUGCAUCCCCCAAUAGACCACCCAUCUUUCUUCUCGACUUCCAUCAUCGUGCCAGAACAGAACAAACAUACGCCGCGCAAAUGGUAUCACUCACUCUGCUCUGCAAACUCACCACCCAAAGACAACUCGUCGUCCAAGAUCACCCAGAGAUCUCCGUUGUAUCCCUCGAGUUCUUCCAAACCGUCACCCCCGCUGUGCCGGACGCAAUGUUGAACGCCGUCUUGGAAAGGUUAAAGGAGCAUGGCUCUAUUACGAAUAACGGGCGAAUGUGGGGGCUUGAGGAUCCCAAGCAGAGUGGCCGUCCAGAGAACGACACCUUUACUCACGUGCAUGAAUUCACUGAGGCGAUUAUUCGCGCCGGCGAGGGCUACACAGGCCAAGAAUCAUGUAUGACGAUGGGCCACAGUCCAAACUCGACUCUCUCGAAGGCUCUCCAGAACCAACGCCGUGGCUAUGAAACCCUUUUCUCUCCGAUCAUCGCCAUUGACAAGGAGCGCCGUAACGCAUUGGCCAACGAAGACCUGAGAUUCAUUUCUUCGACAUCUCCUCCCUUCCAUAACAUGGGCGAACUGGCACUUCGCCUGCGGGACAUGCUCACAGUUUCUUAUAGUAUAGCAGAGGCGACGCUCCCCAUCAAGUCCGACUGCCAGCCGUUCCGUCCCGCGUUCGACACAACGGCAGUACUGCUUAGGCACAUGAAGAUGUUCCUCAAGAAAGAUGGAAUCGCGGGUGUUACCAGUGUCUACGAACUACUCUAUCCUCAGAAGCGCAAGGCGAAAGAAGCUGGAGACAUCCAAGAGGAGGCACCGCCGAUGAAGAAAUAA